CUCCAAGCCAGAUGUCCCGUUCUUGCGGACGAUACAGGUCUGUGUUGCGCGCACAUAGACAUAGACGCGUCAAAAAUGCUCAUGCUGGUGACAGUCAACUAUCUUAGUUCUAGCAUCUCUUGCUAGUUGUCGCCCUUUGAAGCAUUUUUCCCCAAAGGAAGAUGGCGGUGCAGGAAUCAGCUGCUCAACUCUCCAUGGCACUGAAAGUCCAAGAGUAUCCAACUUUAAAGGUGCCCUACGAGACGCUGAACAAGCGCUUCCGGGCCGCGCAGAAGAACAUCGACCGCGAGACGAGUCAUGUGACCAUGGCUGUGGCGGAGUUGGAGAAAACCUUGAGCAGCUUCCCGGUGGUGGACUCAGUGGUGUCCCUGUUGGAUGGCGUGGUGGAGAAGCUCAGCGCUCUCAAGAGGAAGGCGGCCGAGUCGAUUCAGGCGGAGGACGAGAGCGCCAAGCUGUGCAAGCGGCGCAUCGAGCACCUGAAGGAGCACAGCGGCGACCAGCCGGCGGCAGCCGGCGCCUGGAAGCGGAAGCGCAUGGACCGCAUGAUGGUGGAGCACCUGCUGCGCUGCGGCUACUACAACACCGCCGUCAAGCUGGCGCGGCAGAGCGGCAUCGAGGACCUGGUCAACAUUGAGAUGUUCCUCACUGCCAAAGAGGUGGAGGAGUCUCUGGAGCGACAGGAAACUGCUACUUGCCUUGCCUGGUGCCAUGACAACAAGUCCCGCCUCCGCAAAAUGAAGAGCUGUCUGGAGUUCAGUCUGCGUAUUCAGGAGUUCAUUGAGCUCAUCCGGCAGAACAAGCGGAUGGACGGCGUCAGGCAUGCUCGGAAGCACUUUAGCCAAGCGGAGGGCGGGCAGUUGGAUGAGGUGCGGCAGGCGAUGGGGAUGUUAGCGUUCCCUUCAGACACUCACAUCUCCCCCUACAAGGACCUCCUGGACCCGGCGCGGUGGAAGAUGCUGAUCCAGCAGUUUAGGUACGACAACUACAGGCUGCACCAGCUGGGGAACAACUCGGUCUUCACCAUCACGCUCCAGGCUGGGCUGUCCGCUAUAAAAACCCCCCAAUGCUACAAGGAGGAUGGCACUUCCAAGAAUGCAGACUGUCCCGUGUGCAGCAAGUCACUGAACAAGCUGGCCCAGCCCCUGCCCAUGGCCCACUGCGCCAAUUCCCGACUGGUCUGCAAGAUCUCGGGAGAGGUGAUGAACGAGAACAACCCGCCCAUGAUGCUGCCCAACGGCUACGUGUACGGGUACAAUUCUCUGCUCUCCAUCCGUCAAGACGACAAGAUAACCUGUCCCAGAACCAAAGAGGUGUUCAGCUUCUCCCAGGCCGAGAAGGUGUACAUCAUGUGAGGCCGGAGGUGUGUGGGGAGGCGCGGCCCAGAGUUUGAUGGCCAGCUAACCCGAGGCCUCGAGAGCUGUACACCGAUGCCGUUAUUCCCUGUGACCAAAUCCCAACACGCACACGCCUCCGCCCUACUUACCCUCUGCCCACCUCCACCUUUCUCCCUUUGAAAAUGGUCCACCUCCAGCCUGUCCCUCUGAGAAUGCCCACUUUCACCACUAUCCCUCUAAAAAUACCCCAAAACUCCAUUCUAUCCUUCUGCUCAUACCCUACCUCUUUGCAGUUACCACAACCUUUACCUUCUCCUUCUGCAAAUGCCCCCAAAACCCUACCCUGUUCCUUCUGCUGACAAGCCAAACUUCACCCUUCUCCUGCUGCAACACCCCACCCACCGCUCUGCAUUUACCCUCAGUGCCACCAUCUUUCACAGUAAGUGCCCAUUGUCUGGUUUCAAAGUGUAAAAUGGGCUAUACCCCGCUUAUACCUACCUCCCGGUGCAACUACCCCACUUCCAUCCAUAGUUGCUAUAAUGACAAAUAAGACCUGGAAGAUGGAGACAUGGAGCAAGUGGAAACUGUGGGGAUUUUGAUUGACACACUGAACGUUGGUUCAUAUAGCAUAAAGUGGUGGCACUGAAGCACAGUAAUCAUUGUGCUACAUGUGACAGGGCUCUGAUUUCGCAUUUCAGAGCAAUUUUGCCUUUUUAAUCUUGAAGUAGGUCAGUCCCUCUACAGUCUGACCUCUUUGGUGUUGACCAACAACACUGUUUUUUUAUAAGACGUAUACAUAGCACAAGACAAACGGACUGAAACGAGUGGAGUGAUUUUUCUUUUGUUUAUUUCCCUAAAAGUUCCAUAAAAUGGAAUUACUUAAUGAUGCUCGAGCUGGACACUGCUGUUGCACACACCAUACCUCUCUUUAACUCUCUCUCACUCCUUUACUCCCUCCUAAUCUUUCUCCCCCUUCCCUUCCUCCCUCCCUCCUUCUCCUUCUCUUUCUAUCUGAGGAGGCUACCUGUUCCUCAAUUGCAAAGGUACUUUGAGGUGUUUGAACUGUAGGAUAUUUAGAAACUACCUAUGCAUGUUUAUAUUGUCAAGCUAGGAGAAAGGUUGUUCGUGUAAAAUGACUUAUAACAGUUUUUUUUGUUUGUUUAAUAAAAAAAAUCUGUCUUUGA
This is a messenger RNA of Anguilla anguilla (European eel), 2518 nucleotides long. RefSeq names its product E3 ubiquitin-protein transferase MAEA-like. NCBI's taxonomy places the organism in Eukaryota, Metazoa, Chordata, Actinopteri, Anguilliformes, Anguillidae. The record is from RefSeq and is a predicted model, not a curated record. Gene Ontology annotation, biological process: proteasome-mediated ubiquitin-dependent protein catabolic process. The transcript is spliced from 9 exons. Gene Ontology annotation, cellular component: cytoplasm; GID complex; nucleus. Gene Ontology annotation, molecular function: protein binding; ubiquitin protein ligase activity. Bases 162 to 1352 code for a protein of 396 amino acids.